UUUUGUAAUUAAAAUAUUAAUAUAAAUCUGUCGCAAUUUUCAAAAAGUAUGAAAUGUUAAUGAAAAAUACAUCUCACAAACAAUGCUUAACAAUGCAAUAUACGAGUGUUUUGUAAACAAGAAUCCUUUUGCGCUUCACAGUCACAUUAUCAAUUGACAAGCACUUCUGUAAUACUCGGUCGGAAUGAGGGCUAUAUGACAUCGUUAUUAUCUCAAGAUGUGUGUGAAAUAUUUUUGUGUUCUAUAUCGAAAUUUUCCUUGUAUGGUUUUCUUGAUGAUAAGAAGGAUAAAUUUGAAUUCAAUUUUCAUAUCUUAGAAAAAUAAAUAAAAUUGUAAUACCACAAGUAAUCCAGUUCGGACCGACCGUCCGUCUGUCCGGUCGGCUGUUAUUUUUUUUUGUUGUUAUUGUUAAUUUUACAACAAAAGGAUAAUAUAUAAAGGGUGAUCAAGAACUAUAAAACUAAAUAAAAGUGAAAGUAAUAAUAUAAAAAAAAAAAGUUACUAUAUUCAACAUGUGCGAUCGUGAUAUUCCAAGUGUACCAGUGACCACUUUAGCAGGAUUAACAAGUUUAUCGGAUUUACUCAGUGAAUUGCCAGUCUCGGACUCGUUUUUCAAUUCGACUCCUUUACACAAAUCCCUUUUGUUUCAUAAUUUAGUAGCAAAUGAAUCAAAUAAUUUACUUUCUAUACGUGAUGAUAAUUUAGUACGUCAGUUGGUUCGAGCAAUUGAGCAAACUAAUUCAGACAAAAUCGAAUUAAAAUCACAAUAUAACAUUCAUCAACACGGGGCUAAUAUAAGCACUUAUCCGGAGCUCUUACAGGGAAUUUAUAAUUUUCGUCCUACAGUUUUUAAUACAACUCAAUAUAAUUCGAAUAAUCCGCAGCAAAAUUGUCAGGAAAAACAGCAAAUAGAUAAUUGCCAAGGAAAUAUUCCAGUCACUGAAGAAAAUAUCAUAGCUCUUGCAACCACAACAAAUUCACAUGUUCCUACGGAAACUUACCCUCAAAUUGUUCAAAUCGCUAAUUCCAACCAUUUAAUUGAGCAAACACCAUUAGAUAGCGAAUUAAAUCAUUCAGUUAAUGUUAAUGUUAUUGAUUCAUCCUCUGUUAUUAAGUCUCCUAAUAAAUAUAUUGACCAAAAUAAUAUAUAUAAUCAACUAACAACAAAUCAAUUAGAUGAUCCUAAUCCAAACGUAGUUAUUCCUACACAAUCACAAUUUGAUACAAUACAAUUACAAAAUCAAGUAAUACAGCAGAAUCCGUUAAUUCAACAAAAUAGUAUAAUACAAGAAAAUAAUUUAAUACAAGAAAAUAAUAUAAUACAAGAAAAUAGUAUAAUUCAGCAAAAUAAUAUAGUUCAACAAACAGAACAUGUCGAAAUUCAAAAUAAUUCUAGUCUAAGUCAAUAUCCUGUAAAUCAGCAAGCAUACGUAGAAGAAAUUUCAAUUGUACCUACAAUUCAUCCAUUAAAUACAUCUAUUCUCCCCCAAGAAGUGCUCUUAAAGGUAUCAGAAGAAAGUGAAAAAGUGUUAAAAAAUGAUAAUGCUGUUACGGACAACAUAGCGUUAACACAGGCUGAAAACACUUUAAGUUUAGUGACAGAAACCUUAGUUUCUUUGGAACAAGAACAAUCGGUAGUUUGCCCAAAUAUUUUAAAUCAACAACUUCAAGAAAUACAAUUGAUUACCGAAAAGAAUGCCUAUGAAAACUUUUCGUUAUUUACAAACGCAGACAAUAAAGAAUUACAAAAUCAGUUGUUAGAAAAUUCUUUGGAUAUCGCUGAGGAGCAGCAAUUAUUAUCAUCAGUUCUACUUUGUAACACACAAGCGGACCCACACAUAGAUAAAAAUAUAGAACAGAAAAUUUUAGAAUCUGCUGGUAACAAGCCUCAAGUUCGCGUAUGUAUUAACCGGCUGAAGGAAGAACAUGCUCGGCAAAUGCAACAUAGCAUUAAAGGAUUUGUUCAAAAAGGAGAUAUCAUAAAAAAAAUUGAUACACCAGUUACAGAAAUGGAAUCUUCAAAUAUUACAGAACAAAAUUUAACUGAUGAUAAGUUAGCCAUUAUGAAUUCUUCAACAUCUUCAUAUCUGGCAGAUACAUUCACAUUAAUGAAAGCUGAUGAAAAUCGGGUUCGUAAACGCAAACCAGUGAUAUCUUUGGAAAAUAUUCCUCCUGAUCAAAUAUACUCCAAACCAAAAGUUCGAAAAGUUGAAAGAAUUGUUGCUACAAUUCUACCAAAAUUUACUAAGGAAGAAAUUUCAAAGUCACAAACAUAUCAACAGUUUAUGCGAAACCUUGAACAAAUUACUGAACAGAUUGAUGAUACGGAAACACCUAACUUCGAAUCCGAUGAUAUUGAUGAUAAUAUUGAAUGUAUAUCUUCAAAAAUGUUAAAUACAAUGAGCAACGAUGUAGCAAAAUUAAAAGCUAAAAAUGCGCUGGAUUCGAUACCGAAGAAUAAAUUGACAUUACUUAUAAAUUUUGCAAUGCGCAAUGUUUAUCUUGCUAAAAAUUAUUCUGCUGGCCCGGAUGAUGAAGAUGAAAUAGUUGAUGAUGAAGUAAUGGAUAAAAUUUUAAACGCAAUCGAAGCUUGUCUUCUUAUUUGUAAUAUAUACUCAACAACAAAAGAUCUAAAGUUUCUUCAAGAAGAUAAUAUUUCUCUAAUUAUUAAAUUUAUUCAAUUUCAAUUUCGAGAGACUAUAUUUCCUUCAUACGAUUCAGUUUACACUGUAAAAAGUAUGAAAAGGUCUGAUAAUCGAAAAAAAUCAAAGCCUCAUCACAACCACAAUCGAGCGUUGCAGUUGCUUUAUUCAAAAUCAGUGGAGUUAAUGAAAGUUUUUGUAACACUUUUUGACAAAUGCAUUUUCGUUGACACUGUGGUACUUCCACUGUCUACUUUAGCUAUUGAACCGUUUUUUGUAGAUAAUAUUGAAACGUUACAAUUUGUGUGUUUGGAAUUAGUAACAACGAUUUUUCGCAAGGAACAAUACGACAAAAUCCGUAGUUGUAUUUUAGGUGAUAUCCUUGCGUCUAUAGAUCGUUUACCGUCAUCUAAAAGAAAUCUUCGACCUUUUAAAUUAGCAAAUAAUGGCGGAAACAUACAAAUGGUUACUUCACUGGUAUUGCAGUUAAUACAAUGUGCUACAAUUUUACCCGAUUCGCUCUGUGAAAAUGAACCAAAUGCGGGAAAAAAUGUUACACAAGAUAUAAUUAAUAUUGAAGGCGAAAUGUCUGCAGGUGCCACAAAACUCGCUAAACAAAAUGAAGAUGUUAUAGUAUUGAAAAAAUAUGAUGUUGCAAUAAGUAUAGGUGGCAAUUUUUUGACAACAUUUUUAAAUAAAUGUAAAACUCGUUCAAAUGAAACUGAUUUCCGUCCGCUUUUUGAGAAUUUCAUACACGAUCUCUUGGCAACAGUAAAUAAGCCUGAGUGGCCAGCAUCUGAGCUCUUACUUUCUCUAUUGGGUACUAUGUUAGUACGCUACGUAUCUGAUAAAACAAUAGAGCAAAGUAUUCGACUGGUAUCUUUGGACUAUUUAGGAAUCGUUGCUGCUAGAUUAAGGAAAGACACUGUUGAAUCACGUUGCAAAGUUAAUAUAAUUGAUUCAAUGAUUUUAUCCAUUAAAGCAGAACAAGAAAAGGAGGGUGAAUUAUUAAUCCAAAAUAGUACCAUUGUAUUAGGCAUUGAAGAAGAACGAACGGAAUUCUUGCAAAGAAUCCUUUUGGAUUUUUUAGCAGUAAAUGCUCAGGAAGAAAAUUUAAUUUGGGAUUAUGCUCGACAUUUUUAUUUAGCACAGUGGUAUCGUGAUAUAAUAUGCCAACGUCGUCGUAUAAAUGAAGGAGAAAAAGGUUACGCUUCUCGUAAAAAAAGUACAUCACACAAAAAGCGUAAAAAAGGUAAACGUAAUAUUGACUCAUCUGAUUCUUCAUCUCCGGAAAUUAGUGAUGAUAGUGAAAAUGAUACUAAACUUACCAAAAAUACAAGUCGUAAUGAUGUGAUCGAUCAAGAAUUAAAUUUAGAAAUUUUUAAAGUGCUUGAAGAGCGAAAAAGAUAUCUACUACAAAAAAUAAAACCAUAUUCAUCAAAUGACUUAAGUCAUACAUCACAACAUAUAAAGACUUAUAUUGAUUACAAUAAUGCUCACCUUAUUGCGCAAUAUCUCGCAACUAAAAGACCAUUUAGUCAAUCUUUUGAUGGAUAUCUUAAAAAAAUCAUAUUAGUUGUGAAUGAACAAUCAAUUGCUGUAAGAACAAGAGCUAUGAAGUGCCUAGCGAACAUUGUAGAAGUUGAUCCUAUGGUUCUAAAGCGCAAAGAUAUGCAAAUGGGUGUCAAUCAAAAAUUUUUAGAUGCAGCAAUUUCAGUGCGUGAAGCAGCAGUUGAUUUAGUUGGAAAAUUUGUUUUAAGUAAUGAAGAACUAAUUGAUCAGUAUUAUGAUAUGUUAUCUACAAGAAUUUUGGAUACGGGUGUUUCAGUCCGAAAACGUGUGAUAAAAAUAUUAAGAGACAUUUGUAUAGAGUACCCGGAUUUUAAAAAAAUUCCAGAAAUUUGUGUUAAAAUGAUAAGGCGUGUUAAUGAUGAAGAAGGUAUUCAAAAACUUGUAACAGAAGUAUUCAUGAAAAUGUGGUUUACACCGUGUGGCAAAAAUGACAAGCAUGGAAUUCAGAGAAAAAUUAAUCAAAUUAUUGAUGUAGUAAAUACUGCACAUGAUACUGGAACAGCGUGGUUAGAAGGUCUUUUAAAUAGUAUUUUUCAACCAAAAGAAAAUAUUAAGCUAGAAGGAAAUGCUCAAGACCCUAUUAAAAAGAAUACUGAACCUCCACAAGAAAUUCUUUUAGCUUGUCAGCAGUUAGCUGACGGAUUAAUUGACCGUUUAAUUGAAUUAGAAGAUACUGACAAUACACGUAUGUUAGGUUGCAUUACGACACUUCAUUUAUUAGCAAAAGUGCGUCCACAGUUACUCAUACAACAUGCAAUAACUAUCGAACCCUAUUUGAACAUCAAGUGCCAUCCAGCUACAGCACCGAAAUUUAUAUGUGCUGUUGCUGAUAUACUUGAGAAGGUUGUUCCUUUGGUAAAUAACGCUAGUGAAUCAUUCUUGGCGACUUUAGAAGAACAUUUAAUGCUUCUUGUAGUUUCGCUGAAUCAGGCAGUUGUUACUAGUUGUGUGUCCUGUCUUGGUGCUCUUGUAAACAAAAUUACAAAAAAUUAUAAACUUAUUCGUGAUUGUUUCCAAAAAUUCUAUCGUAUCAUGGACCACAGCCGAAAUCAAGUUGAGCAGCAUAACCAUACUAUAGAAACGAUAUAUACUCCCAUGUUUCGACGUAGUUUAUUUACCAUUGGUAUUUUAAUGCGAUAUUUUGAUUUCAAAUCUCCUGAUGUCAUUGGUGAUUUAAAUGGGCUUCCUUCUACAAUAUGUAACGAUGCAUUUGAGUGCCUAAUGUUUUUUGUGCAGUGUUCAAAUUAUGAAAUAAGAAAACAGGCACUCAUUGCUUUGGGAUCAUUUUGUGUGAUGAAUGAAGAUUAUCUAACGAGACCUGAGUUAAGACGAUUUUAUUGUGAUUUGUUACGUUCGGAUGUGAACGAACCAAGCAUAAAAGUAAUAUGUAUGCGAAAUAUUUGGAUUUAUUUGACGGAAUCAGAAAUGUUUAUGCAUAAUAAGGAAAAAGAAUGGGAAAAAGAAGCACAAAAUGAAGAUCUUAAGGAAAUGAACGAUGUUUCAUCUGGUAUGGCCAGUCGGAUAAUACAAUUAUAUUUGCAAGAAAUAUUAGAUUGCUUUUUAAAUAGUGAUGACACAGUAAGACUAUGGGCUGUUAAAGUAGUCCAAAUUGUUUUACGACAAGGUCUGGUACACCCUGUACGGAUGGUCCCAUAUUUAAUAUGUUUAAGUACUGAUUCUAAAUUAGAAUCAGCGCAUAGAGCUGAUGCCUUGCUGAAAGAGAUUGAUAAAACGUACACUGGAUUUGUUAAUAUGAAAGUACAAUUUGGUUUGCAGCUUUGUUUCAAAUUGCAAGAAAUGUUACAGUGCAAUAGCAAAAACGAAAAUGUGAUUCGCGGUUAUAUUAAACGGGAAUCAGAUACUGUGCCUUCCGCUUUAAAUGAUUUUCUUUAUACACUUUUACGUACAACGAAACCUCAACGCCGUGCUUUAGUUCAGACAGUAAUUAAGCAAUUCGAUGACCAAAAGACUUCAUUACGGCAAAUGCUUUAUAUUGCUGAUAAUUUAGCUUAUUUUCCAUAUGUCGUACAGGAUGAACCCUUAUAUUUAAUACAUCAAAUUGAUUUGUUAAUUUCAAUAGCUGGAACUAAUUUAUUGACAACAUUUAAAGAAUGUUUAAUGCCUUCAGAAAAUGCAAAUAAUGUUUUAGAAGAUGACGAUGAUGAAGAGGAUCCAGAAAAACUUUUUAAGCGACUACCAGAAAACAUCUAUGAGAUUCGCAAGUGCAUUACCUCAGCACAGGCAUGCAUGUUGCUUCUGAUAUUAAAAGAUCAUUUAAAAGAUAUGUAUGGUCUGACGGAUGGUAAAAUAUCUAGAUAUUCUCCAUCGGAACAAAAAUUGUAUGAAAAAGCUAUAACUAGAAAGACAGUUGCAGAUUUUAAUCCAAAAUCUAUCAUUGAUGUGAUAAUAUUACAGCAACAAAUUGCAUUAACCAACAAUGAUGAAACUUCAGUACAGUUAAAUGAUGAAGAGAAAAUAGAAUUAGUCACCAAAUACUUGGAUUUCAAACAACUCAUGCUAAAACUGGAUCCUGAUGACGUGGACUCAGAUGAGGAAGCACGUGAUAAAUCCAAAUUGAAUACUUCUCAAACAUUGCAUCUGAAUUCAACAGUUCAGAAUCAAUUAAAUAAUUCGGACUUAUCCACUACCAAUAUGAAUAACCACAACAUUAAUGGCGAAAUAACAGAAGAAAUGAAAGAGGUUUUAACAAUUCCAGCUAUUCGGGAUAACAAAAUAAGCCUGACUACUAAAGCAACUAAUAUUACAAGAAAGCAAUCACUUCGUACAAAAAAAAAGAAACGUAAAAUAAUCACAUCGGAUGACGAUGACGAUGAUGAUUAUAGUGAUGAGGGUUAUGUUUAGUAGUGAAUAUUUAAUUAUUUU
Teleopsis dalmanni is the source of this 7097-nucleotide messenger RNA. RefSeq names its product nipped-B protein (gene Nipped-B). NCBI's taxonomy places the organism in Eukaryota, Metazoa, Arthropoda, Insecta, Diptera, Diopsidae. Gene Ontology annotation, molecular function: chromatin binding. Gene Ontology annotation, cellular component: Scc2-Scc4 cohesin loading complex. Gene Ontology annotation, biological process: establishment of protein localization to chromatin; regulation of gene expression; establishment of mitotic sister chromatid cohesion. The transcript is spliced from 25 exons. Bases 513 to 7076 code for a protein of 2187 amino acids. The record is from RefSeq and is a predicted model, not a curated record.